GGUCUAGUCAUAGACAUAAACGUUUAUAUGUCUAUGGGUCUAGUAGCCUUUUUUACCUAGCUGUAGUAGACUAUCCUAUAUCCCAAUAAAUCAGACUUUUGAGACAGGAUAUUGUCUUUUCGUAAAUAUAACUUUGUGAAGCCACUGAUCUAUGAACUGGACACUUGUAUCAUGUGUGGCUGCUAGUCAGACGGUAGAAAACUGUCCUUGCACAAAUGUUUCUUUCUUUAUUCCUACUUCGCCAAGACAGUGUGUUCGAGAUCUUUUCUAUGGUCGGUUGCACGGAUACAAUCGAGCUCAAGUUACCAAUAUGGCACAAUGGCUCCACCAGGUGGUUAUUUGAAGCAGAAGAUAUGUCUAUGGAGGACACAAGCCAACAUUUGUCAUAAAAUAAACUAACCACAAACUAUACAAAUAAUACUCUCGUUUAACAAUACCAGUAGUAGAAAUAAUAAAUGAAAUAUUGUUAGAAAAAAGAAACAUCAAACACGCAAAGAAAUUGCCAAAUUUAAAGAUGAAUCAACGCAAAGACAAUACUUGGUCGGCCAACUCUUAGUUAGCUAGAAAGGUCAAAGUGCGACAGGAAACAAACGUGAGAACCACAACAACACGUUGUGUAUGGUUGAAUGGUAGGAAAGAGUUCAUUGAAAAUCUCUAAUUAUAGACAGCUUUCACACGCUUGAAUAUCACAACUGACAGCUAUCAUAUCAUUGUUAAAGAAAAUAUUACUAAGCUAGGGAAAACAAAAAUCCUAUUUUUUGCGACAUGAGGCCAGUACUUCUGAGGAGAGACUUUGUUCUCUCUGCCUUUAGUAUUAUGCUGUUUCGAAUUCCAAGCGCUAAUUUCUCGAAAUCAACUAUACCAGCGAUUGCCAAUUAUUUUGGAACAAAAGGUAGAUAUGAAGAGGUAAAUCCAUAUUUGAUUGAUGAUAUUUUAUCCGUUAACAAGACCCUGUCAAAGCCUCCAUCACCUGACUGUCGUGCAAUUCACCUUACCGCUGUUAUUAGGCAUGGCACACGAUUUCCUACCGCUAAAAAUAUUAGAAAAAUCAAACGUCUCCACAGUCUCGUCGUAAAUGAAGCCAAGGACUCCUACACGUGGUUAAGAGACAUCAAGACUAAAUGGGUAAUGUGGUACACCGAAGAAAUGGACGGAAAACUUGUGGAGAAGGGCAGGGAUGAUCACAGGCAUUUGGCUGUGAGGUUGGCCACAUCGUUUCCAACCUUGAUCUCUAAGGACAACUUUCAAAACAAUCGCAUGAAGUUCAUAACUAGCUCAAAACACAGGUGUGUUGACAGCGUGGAGGCUUUCCAAGAGGGCUUGCACAGGCUCUGGAAUAUCAAAGACAAAAGCUACAGCCAUGAAAUCAAUGACAAUCUAAUGAGAUUCUUUGAUCAGUGUAAGAAAUUCAUUGAAGACGUAGAGAACAAUAAAACCGCUCUUCAGGAGGUUGACUUCUUUAAGUCUUCAGAUGAAAUGAAAUAUGUACAGGAGAGGAUUGCCGAUCGCUUGCAGAUUCCCCUCAGUCACAUGACCGCAGAUAUGGUGGAGGCUGCUUUCUUCCUGUGUUCAUACGAGUUUGCUAUUAAGUCUCUGAAUUCACCAUGGUGCAACCUGUUGGAUGAGGCUGAUGCACAAGUUCUGGAGUACAAAAAUGAUCUGAAGCAAUACUGGAAGAGGGGCUAUGGUCAUGACAUCAACCGCAAAUCCAGUUGCACUCUCUUUCAUGACCUCUUUCGUCGACUUGAUCAGGCUGCCUAUGACUUCAGGUUCGGUCAUGUGACUGAGGCUGUUACGGUGCAGGUGGGCCAUGCUGAAACCCUACUACCCCUCCUCUCGCUCAUGGGUUUCUUCCACGACGAGACGCCGCUAACCGCCCGCAACUUCCACAAGCAGCAGGGCCGCUCGUUCCGCACUAGCCAGAUUGUGCCCUACGCUGCCAACUUAGUCUUCGUUCUGUACGACUGCAGCGAAGGCCUCAGGCUCCAGUUCCUGCUCAAUGAGAAGCCAAUGGCCUUCCCCAGCAUCGACCAUCCGGCUCCGCUGUACCGGACUGUCAGGGACCACUACGGUGACCUGCUGAAAGGCUGUAAUUUCGAAAAGGAAUGUGAACUACCCAAAUCGAGCCAAAAGAACACAGAGUUGUGAUACGGGCAAGGAAAUGAUCAGUGAAGGACGACAAAAAUGCAUACAGAGAUUUUUUCUUAUAACUAAUAGUGGUUUAGAUUUGUACAAAAACAAAGCACCAAGUUGUGAAGAGGUUAAUCACACACAUACUAAUUCUUUUUUUCUUUAAAAUUGUUGUGGCCAAAAAUGCGUUCCUUUUGCACUUUUUCACAAUUUUCAUGAUGUUGCAGGUUGCUUUGUUUUUUAAUUUCAGCACAUUUUCAAUGUGUAAUUGUGCUUUUUAAUGUAUUGGUGGUUCUGACUUUCCACUUACUUCCAUGCCUUUAUUUAUCUUAAAUGUAUUGUGUGGUUUGAAUCUAUGGUUAUGGUUAUGGAAAUAAGAAUAGUCACAAUGGGCCUCAUGCAAGAACAUGUUUCUAUUAUUUCUAUUCUAUUAUUCACGCUUUCUUCAUGCCGGCUUGGACAGAUAGGCCAUAUCAGGGGUGGACACUAGGUUAUAUUUUCCCUGUAGGAGACACUGUAGGAAGAAUAUAUCGAUUCAGGUUGUCCUUGCGUUCGGCCCAUUGUACUAAUACUAAUUGUAUGAUGUUGACUUGAAUAUUCCAAAGUUAUUUUGUAUUUUUCAAAUUGUACUUUUCUCACAGCGAACGGUGUUCAUACUGAUAAUGGGAUCUUUUGCAAUCUCUCUUUUUUUUGUAUGUCUGUCAAACACUGACAUAAUUUUCAAAUUUCAAGUUCUACAAACUCAGGCUUGAUUUUGACAAGGAGAUGGAUGCGUAAAAGCAUGGAGUUUACAGGACCGCUUGGGAUGCAACUGACACACUCUUGUUCUUUUGGCUUGGAUUGCGAGAUGGAAGUAGUGAGACUAAAAUCAAUGUGUCUGUGUGCGGAAGCAUGUCAAAGUUAUAGCUUUCAGACUGGCUUGUGAAUUCAAGGUAUGCUCCUCUUUAAUUGGAAGGCUAACGUCCAAAAAUGGCACUUCUUCAACAUGUACCCUGAUAUGUCUGCAUUAACAUUCACAGCUGGUCAUAGUAUGUUCUCUCCCACAAUCACUAUUCAUUUUGUUGGUGUUUUUUAUGGUCUUUUUUUGCAUCAGCUUCACGUGUCUUAAUUGUGUGCCGUUUAUCUCUUUACAGUGUUAUGGAAAUUCUGCCAAAAUCUAUUUGAAGUUUUCAUACAUUUUCAGGGUGAAGCGUUAGAUUUGUGUACAUGCUGGCGAUUUGAUAAUUGUAUUGCGCAUGGUUGACGUGCCGUUAUUAAACAUGAAAAUGUGAUUACAGAUUAUCAACCACA
Molecule: messenger RNA, 3420 nt
Organism: Clupea harengus (Atlantic herring)
Lineage: Eukaryota; Metazoa; Chordata; Actinopteri; Clupeiformes; Clupeidae
Gene: minpp1b
Product: multiple inositol-polyphosphate phosphatase 1b
Molecular function (GO): acid phosphatase activity; inositol phosphate phosphatase activity
Source: RefSeq, a predicted model, not a curated record